Pyricularia grisea is the source of this 618-nucleotide messenger RNA. RefSeq lists its product as uncharacterized. The coding region runs from base 1 to 618 and encodes 205 amino acids. The record is from RefSeq and is a predicted model, not a curated record. The transcript is spliced from 2 exons. Gene Ontology annotation, biological process: arachidonate secretion; phospholipid metabolic process. Gene Ontology annotation, molecular function: A2-type glycerophospholipase activity. Lineage: Eukaryota; Fungi; Ascomycota; Sordariomycetes; Magnaporthales; Pyriculariaceae.
AUGAAUUUCCUCAUCCUCCUCUCCCUCCUCGCAACCUUGGUUGCAGCAACGCCGAUAUCUCAGGAGCUCGCUCAGGUCGAGCCCCGAGGGGCGGCGCUCAAGGCAUCGGCAGCGAACCCGAAGCUGAUACCCGUCACUGACAUGCUGGUCUUUAACGUGUCACUCGAGACCUUUAUCGCUCGACGCGAUAAACUGGAUCCUGCCGCACUGGACUUUUCAUCAGACAACUGCACUGACGCGCCCGACAACCCACUGGGAUUUCCUUUUACGCCCGGAUGCAACAGGCACGACUUUGGGUAUCAGAAUUUCCAGGCCCAGGGCCGCUUCACGUCGGAGAACAAAAAGAAAAUCGAUGAUAACUUUCAGCAAGAUUUGAAGCACCAAUGUUCCACUCUCAGCAGUGUUAAACAGACGGUAUGCAACGGACUCGCAGAUGUCUAUCACGCGGCAGUGAGGAAGUUCGGAGGACAAGAUGAACUACAGGGAAAGCGGGAUGACUCGCUGGAGGCCGAGUAUCAGGAGAAGCUUGCGAUUUACAAGGCCCUGGAGGCUGAGUAUAUGAGACUAAAGGCAAGGUCGGCUAGCCGACGAGUGCCCCGAUGGGCUGCUGAAGGAUGA